UGAGGGUCGGCAAGGGUCACCCGCUUGAGAGUCAGCGAAGGUGGAGGUCUAAGGUUGUUAGGAUAAUGGAACGUGGCGGCGUAAGACUGUCCUCAUCAAAAACGAGUGUUCCCCUCAGCUUACAUACACAGAAAAACCACUUUCUUCCUCCUAUUCUUCCCCUCAUUUUCUAGCCUCUCGACUCUACCACCCACGUCUAUUCCACAUCUCCAAAAUGAGCUCCUUCUUUACAUGCCUCGGCCUCCGCGCCGUACCCCCCACCACCCCAAUCACAAACUACGGCCCUGCCUUCCUAGGCUUCAACUUCUUCUUCGCCUACGGCUUACUUUCCAGUCGCACGUUGAAACAGUUCUACGGAAUUGACCACCAAGAAGCGCCGCGCGAAGACCUCUCCAAAUACGGCGAGGCCGCCGUUCGUAAUGGCAAAAUCACCCGCGCGCAGCUGGACAUGCUGAAGCGCAAUGAGGCGGCGCAUGCUAACGCAGUGGAGAAUUUUACGCUAUUGGUCGCAAGCGUGCUUUCGGCAUCGCAUGCAGGUGUACCCGCGCAGACUAUUAAUGCCGCUGCCGCGUCUUAUACCCUCGCCCGCGCCGUUUACGGAGCGGUUUAUAUCCUAAUUGGGCAUCGGCACUGGAGUCAGGUUCGCGGGUUAGUGUGGUGGUGGGGGAAUUUGAGCUGCUUGUUUUUGUUAUGGAAGGCUGGUGAGCGUAUCUGAAGCUUUCACCGGCUACGCUGGCAAUUGUUCGUGUACUAUCGAGCCAGUCCAAUGAUGGACGACCUUGCUGUUACUGCGUGGCCAUGAUUUGUGAUACCAUGAUUGUAUGUAACAAUUCCUGCUACAGGAUGUGUGUGUGUGUGUGUGUGUGUG
Aspergillus vadensis CBS 113365 is the source of this 868-nucleotide messenger RNA. Its product is annotated as MAPEG family protein. NCBI's taxonomy places the organism in Eukaryota, Fungi, Ascomycota, Eurotiomycetes, Eurotiales, Aspergillaceae. Gene Ontology annotation, cellular component: membrane. The transcript has a single exon. The coding region runs from base 215 to 715 and encodes 166 amino acids. The record is from RefSeq and is a predicted model, not a curated record.